Molecule: messenger RNA, 918 nt
Organism: Saccoglossus kowalevskii
Lineage: Eukaryota; Metazoa; Hemichordata; Enteropneusta; Harrimaniidae
Product: histidine protein methyltransferase 1 homolog
Biological process (GO): peptidyl-histidine methylation, to form tele-methylhistidine
Cellular component (GO): nucleus
Molecular function (GO): protein-L-histidine N-tele-methyltransferase activity
Source: RefSeq, a predicted model, not a curated record
AUGGAUUUCAAAUUUGAGUUUAAUGUUGAACAGGACGAUGUUGGAAGUACAGAGAUAGAAGAUGGAAAAAGAGGUAGUAAAGAAUCGAAUGAGGAGUUAAAAGAAUGCAAGAAAUUGAAGGGUACUGUCCAUACUGCUCCAGUCAGAGAAUUUCAUCCGUUGUCAGAAGAUAGUACUGUACUGAAAGAGAGAAAAUGGGUAAACAUGGACGUUGGGGGCGUUACACUGCGACAUGUGGAUGCUGCUGAUGUUGAAUUCAAACUUCAAGAAGAGCAAGAGAAAGAAGGAAGCAAUCUUCUGAAAGCUAUCUCUCAACACACUGACCUGAUACCUCAAGUCUACGAGGGCGGUCUGAAAAUAUGGGAAUGCUCGGUUGAUUUGGUGGACUAUCUACAGGACAUUGAAGUGGAUUUUGCAAGCAAGCGAGUGUUAGAGCUCGGAUGUGGUGCAGGACUCCCAGGACUAUUUGCUAUGCAGCAAGGCGCUGUGGUGUGCUUUCAAGACUACAACGAGGAAGUCAUUCAGGAGAUAACCCUUCCAAAUUUUCAUCUGAACAUCAAUGAGAAAGCGACAGACAAUCAAAAGAAAUGUACAUUCUUAUCUGGCGACUGGAGUUCAGUUGAAAAGAUGCUAUUGUCAAACAUGCCGAAUGACGAAGAUAAAUUUGAUGUGAUACUGACUUCAGAAACGAUAUACAACGUGGAUUCUCUUGAUAAACUUCAUCAAAUUAUUAAAUCAACUUUGAAAAUUGAUGGGGUUGUAUACUUGGCUGCGAAAACACAUUAUUUUGGAGUUGGAGGGGGGACAAGACUUUUUGAAGAGCUGGUUCAGAGAGAAGGGUAUUUCACAAUCACAGUUUGCAAGACAUGUAGUGACGGAGUUCAGAGAGAAAUUCUGAAGAUGCAAAGGAAGAAAUAG